This is a messenger RNA of Engraulis encrasicolus (European anchovy), 1302 nucleotides long. Its product is annotated as neuromedin-U receptor 1-like. Gene Ontology annotation, cellular component: plasma membrane. Gene Ontology annotation, biological process: neuropeptide signaling pathway. The record is from RefSeq and is a predicted model, not a curated record. Lineage: Eukaryota; Metazoa; Chordata; Actinopteri; Clupeiformes; Engraulidae. Bases 1 to 1302 code for a protein of 433 amino acids. Gene Ontology annotation, molecular function: neuromedin U receptor activity. The transcript is spliced from 4 exons.
AUGUCGCGUGCGGCCAAUUGCUCUCCUGUUGCCAUGGUGCCUGGUGACGAGGCUGGUCUUCAGCUGGCUUGCUUCCCAGAGGUCAUCGUGUGCAACAGCAGCCUGUGGCUGAAUACCAGCGGCAGCAGCAGCACAGACCACGUCCCUGACGUCUGCCUGAGCCAAGACGAGUACCUGGAGAGGCACCUGGGGCCGCGUCGCUCCGGCGACUUCCUGCCCAUCUGCGUCACCUACCUGACCAUCUUCCUGGUGGGCGUGCUGGGCAACGUGAUGACCUGCGUGGUCAUCGCCUCCAACCGGGUGAUGCGCACGCCCACCAACUACUACCUGUUCAGCCUGGCCGUGUCCGACCUGCUGGUGCUGCUGCUGGGCCUGCCGCUGGAGCUGUACGAGAUGUGGAGGAACUACCCGUUCUUACUGGGCCGCGGCGGCUGCUACUUCAAGACCUUCCUGUUCGAGACGGUGUGCUUCGCCUCCAUCCUGAACGUGACGGCGCUGAGCGUGGAGCGCUACAUCGCCGUGGUGCACCCGCUCAAGGCCAAGUACGUGGUGACGCGCACGCACGCCAAGCGCGUCAUCCUCAGCAUCUGGGCGGCGUCGGUGCUGUGCGCCGUGCCCAACACCAGCCUGCACGGCAUCCUCACGCUGCCGCCGGGCUCGGGCGCGGCGGGUAUCCCCGAGUCGGCCAUCUGCACGCUGGUGAGGCCGCGCUGGCUUUACAACCUGCUGAUCCAGGUGACCACGCUGCUCUUCUUCAUGCUGCCCAUGCUCACCAUCAGCGUGCUCUACCUGCUCAUCGGACUGCGGCUGCAUCGGGAGAAGGUGCUGGAAGUUCUGGAGGACAAGUCCAGCCGCGGAGGUCAACUGAGCCACGCCGCCGCGCGCUCCAAGCAGCAGAAGGCCAGACGCCAGCAGGUCACCAAGAUGCUCUUUGUCCUGGUGGUGGUGUUUGGGAUCUGCUGGGCGCCGUUCCACGUGGACCGGCUGAUGUGGAGCUUCAUUGACGACUGGACCAGCGAGCAGCUCCACCUCUUCCAGUACGUGCACCUGGUCUCAGGCGUCCUCUUCUACCUCAGCUCGGCCGUCAACCCCGUGCUCUACAACCUCAUGUCCAGCCGCUUCCGCGAGAUGUUUAAGGAGGCCAUGUGCCACCGCCACGGCUGCCACCCCGUGCCCGCCAGGAAGCAGUCGCUCAGCAUGACCCGCCUCACGCUGCGCAGCACCCUCAGCGAUGGCCCACAAUGCAACAUUAAACCAGACACCAACGCCAAAGCCGACAACGCUGAGUCAGCGUUCACGUGA